This is a messenger RNA of Chrysemys picta bellii (western painted turtle), 4383 nucleotides long. It is a transcript of the gene TTC31, whose product is annotated as tetratricopeptide repeat domain 31. Lineage: Eukaryota; Metazoa; Chordata; Testudines; Emydidae. Gene Ontology annotation, molecular function: RNA binding; metal ion binding; protein binding. The record is from RefSeq and is a predicted model, not a curated record.
GUGCCCCGAACAAAGAUGGCGGACUCAGGGAUGACGUGCCCCGAACAAAGAUGGCGGACUCAGGGCUCACGGGCCGUCGUGCCCCGAACAAAGAUGGCGGACUCAGGGAUGUCGUGCCCCGGACAAAAAUGGCGUCAGCAGAUGACAGAUUCCGGUCCGCCGGCCGGGCGGACUCCUGUGACUGUUUCCGGUCACGGUGCGGCGCAGAGGAUUGUGGGGUGGGCGGAGGGGGGUGUUUCCGUUGUGGGAGGGAGGCCACCCCUUCCUGGGCUGAUGCCGAACGCGGGACUCGGGGAGGCGGGAGCCCCCGGGGGGCCGGAGCGGGGGCCCUUCCUGCCGGGGCACUUCCCCCUCAGCCUGCUCACCAGGUAUGGCUGGGACCCCAACUUAGAACACCGCAAAGAAGAGGAUCUCAACAACUUAAUGGAGAAGCUGAUGAUGGAGAACUUGUAUGCCCCCCCCAAAGCCGAGGAGAUAGCAGACUCGGACGACGAGCUCUGCUAUUACUACGACAACGAUGAGGAGUAUGACGAGGAGGAGGAGGAGAAGUGGGUUGAUUCCAACAAGGAAUACGAUGCAAAGACUGACGAGGACUCAGUCCCUGGCACCUUCUGUGGCUUCAGGAAAUCCUUCCUGUGCAAGGACACCUCACCAGCUCCCCUGCCCCAGAGCUCGCUGGACUAUCAACUGCUGGACCUGAAACUGCCCCAGAGGCAGCGGGUGACCGCAGAGGAAGCGGAGAAGAACGCCAAGGAGCUGGUAGCUGAGGAGGAGCGAGUUAAAAGGAAAGCAGAGAAGAAAAGACUUAAGAAGAAGAGGCAGAAAGACCGGAAGAGGCAAGAAAAACUAGAACAAGAAUUGAAGCCCAAGCCCGAGAUGAAGUCGAAUGAACCUUGUCUGAAUGGUGACGCGGAGGAGGAAGGCGCCAUGACAUCGUUGCGGAAGGGGCCCCUGGACUCCAGCCCCUCCUGGAGAGAUCCCGGCAAGGCCCCAGCUCCUAGGAGAGGGGAGGGAGCCAGGGCCCAGGUCAGGAGUGCAGACAUGAGCACCGAGGAGGAGACGGAGGAUGAGCUGGACUUGAGCAGCACCUUUGUCUCCAAAGCUCAGCGUAAGGUGGGUGUGAAGCCGCUGGCGCCCAGGAAGGAGAAGGCGCCCAGAGCUGAGCACAAGGACCCGGAGAGGAAGCCCCAGCAGGAGGUGCCGAGGCCUGGGCAGGAUGUGAGCGGAGUGGAUCCCAGCACAGUGCUAGCAGGCUAUGGGUACGAGGCGGCGGCGCGGGGCUGCUUCCAGGAGGCCGUGCUCUUCUUCACUGAGGCUGUCAAACUCAACCCUCGGGAGCACAGGCUCUUUGGGAACCGCUCGUACUGCUAUGAGAGGAUGCAGCAGUACGACAAGGCCCUGAGUGACGCCCACGUGGCCUUGAGCCUCCUGCCCGGCUGGCCCAAAGGCUUUUUCCGCAAGGGCAAGGCCCUCAUGGGGCUGCAGCGCUAUGCCGAGGCCGAAAGCACCUUCCUGGAGCUGCUGCGGCUGGACAGGUCCCAUGCCGACGCAGCUGCCCAGCUGGAAAUGUGCCAGGUGCAGCUCAUCCUGGAGAACGGCUUUAGCGGCGAGAGGAGCCUGCCCAUGGAGCCGUCGCUGGGAGCCACGGAGUCUCAGCUGGCGGGGUCUGGUGAGCCGGCCAGGAGCUGGUCCCCGGGCAGCAGUGGCUGCGCCGAGGGGGACGAGGAUGGGGAGAGCGGGUUUGUGACCAUCACUAACUCGCGGAGUCGAGGGAAAGGCCCAGCCCAGCAGGGGCUCCAGGCCAGCGGCAGGGAGACCCCAGCUAGCACCAGACACCCCGUAGCCACUGUGCAUCAGGCCAGGGAGUGGUACGCUGUGUGGGUUGGGAACGUCACCCCCAGGAUCACCCAGAAGUUGCUGCGCAGCUGUUUUGAGGGGUUUGGGCCCAUCCACUCGGUGCGGAUGCUCCCGGAGAAGUACUGCGCCUUCAUCAACUACACCAAGAAGGAGGCGGCGGAGGCGGCCUACGCAGCCCUGCAGGGGGCUGAAGUGGAAGGAACCAAGUUUGUGCUGCAGCUGAAGCACCCUGACCAUGCAACCCCGGCCCCGGGUCGGGCUGGCCCUGGCAACGCCCCGCGGCCCGUGGGGAGGGAGCCGGUGCGAGUGCCCCCCACCCUGGAGUGCCAUUUCUGGCGGAACGCCGGCUGCAGCUACGGGGCCGACUGCCGUUUCCGCCACCUGCCCCAGAGCAAGGGGCUGGACAAGAAGCUGGCUCAGCACUAGGGCCCUGCCCUGGCCCCGUCGUCGUUGCAGGGGCCUGGAGGCCGGAUGUCCCCAGGCUGACAGCUGGCUCCUGCCUGGCCACGCUGCCUCGAGAGCACACGAGUGACUGGAUGGCCACAGUGCUGGGCCUUCCCGAGGCCCCUCCAGCUGCUGCCUGUUGCCAGCCAGUGGGCGUCACCCCCCCGGGUAGGGCUGGACUCGCUGCUGUGUGGCUCGGGACCCUGGCUGGCUGUGCUGCGGGUUCCCCUUCCCUAGGAAGGAGCCAUGUGUGCUGAGUGGGGCGGCCUCCCAGGGGCUGCCUCGGGGUUGGUUGGCCUGGAGGGAAUGGCCGGGAGGGCUGGAAUUGCCCAGUGGGGGGGCACUGUGCCCCACACCUAUGGGGGCACUGGAGCUGGCUGCAGCCCCCUUUGCCUUAUUAUGGAGUGAGGCCUAUGGGUACUACGACUCCCAGCAUGCCCUGGAGCCAUGCUGUUGGGAUGAAGGGCAGUGUGGCAUGCUGGGAGUUGUAGUCUCCACCCCCCCAGGCUGCUCUUCCAUGGCUAUUUCAUACCAAAAAUUGUCCCGGAGCAGGUUCCUCCCUCAGCCACGCUCUCUGCUUCCUGCCUUCUGAUUGGCUGAGCCCCGGGUCUGUUACAUUGACUCUGCCCUGCUAGGGCCUGUCUGCGCUGCGAUGAUUUGCGCCCUCUGGGGCACCGGGCACUGGCCCGUCGGCAGACAGGACACUGGGCUAGAUGGACCAUUGGCCUGACCCAUUCUGGUCGCUCUCCUGUAGCUCUUUGCGGGGGCUGGCUGGGUGGGGAGCGUGGCCCAGGGGCAGGGUCGGGCUGCGGCCCCUGUCCAUUAGAGACACCCCCGGUUCCACUUACUCGGGCUUUUAACAUUGUCCCUUUGUUCCUGGACCAUCCCUCUGCCUUCGGGGCUAACCUGGGUCACCCCAUGCAGAGCCCCACCAGCCUGGGCCAGCCCCUUGCUCCCCUGCCACGCCCGGCUGGUCCCGGAUCCCCAUUCGCUGAUGUGCAGCGACGCCCUUGGGGCUCUCUGCCCCGGCGCCGGCUCCGUUCUUCGGCUCCGGCCCAGUCUGGCUGCCCUCUACCUCACCUGUCUCCCACAGCCCUGAGUGCAAAGCCAGCUGGGUACCAGAGAGCUGCCUUGCCCUGCUGAUCAGAGACCGGCUGGCUGCUGGGGGCAGGUGCCGGGCUGGGGGGGGCUGAGGGGCCAGGAUCUGCCUGCGGGAGAUGAUGCGAAUUGACCUCUGAUGGCCCUGAGAGCGCCCGGUGGGUGGGCCUUGCUCCCGGGCUAUGGGGAGGGGAGCUGUUGUCCUGGUGGAGCUCCGCAGGCUCUCCCCCCGGCCAGCCCCGGGUUUGCAGUGGCUGCGGCUGGGGUGACCAGACGUCCCGAUUUUAGGGGACUUGUCCCGCGUCCCAACUUUACAUUGGUCGGGACGCACUUUGUCCUGAUAUCGGGGGACCGUCUGGUGGAGGACGUAAGCCGGCACUGCCGGCGCCGCUCACCUCUUCUUCCUGGGCCCUGUGGCAGCGCAGCUGAUCUCCCAGCGCCUGCCUGCCCGCCGGCUGCAGCCCCACUCCCCAGGCACGCACAGAGACGGCGAGGAGGUCUCCACUGUGUGCUGCAGGGGCGGGGGGGGCUUGUAGGCUCCGGCAGCGACCCCCCCGCCCCUGUCCCCGACCUGACCCGACCCGAGCGACCUUAGGAGCCAAAGGGACAGGACCGGCCUGCUGGAUGCUCCCUGGGAGCCGCUCCAGAUAAGGCUAGCCCUGCCUGGGACUCACCUGGCCCCCUGGCAGGUCCCUCUGGCGGGGGGAGGGGGGGCUCUGCGUGCUGCCCCCCUCCCUCCCCAAGGGGGGAGGUGGAGACGGAGCGGAGGCAAGCUGGUGGGGGGCGGGGAGUGGAGCUGCCGGUGGGUUCUCAGUUUUUCCUCUGCUCCGGCAGUUUUUUUUUUUUUACUCCGUCCCCCCCGCGUCCCGAUAUUUGACCUCUGUCAUCUGGUCUCCCUAGCUGUGGCGCCCAGUGGGAAUUUGUUCAGGGAUUUGUACCUACCUGGGGAUUUACAGAUUGUUCCUAAUAAAACUCAUGGAAGAA